This is a messenger RNA of Pseudomyrmex gracilis, 1211 nucleotides long. Its product is annotated as lysM and putative peptidoglycan-binding domain-containing protein 3. Lineage: Eukaryota; Metazoa; Arthropoda; Insecta; Hymenoptera; Formicidae. The record is from RefSeq and is a predicted model, not a curated record. The transcript is spliced from 3 exons. The coding region runs from base 42 to 815 and encodes 257 amino acids.
AAACGUUCUUGUUAGAUAGACGGUGAUAUCAUGAUCAGAUUAUGCCGCAGAAACUAAUGAAUCCCAUGUUCGAGGAACAAAGAAGCGUUAGGCAGAUGAUUUAUCAACGAGGAAGGGAAGGUUCUCCUCAUUAUAUUUUCUUACAUUCGGAUGACGAAAGUAGUGGAGACGAUGAUAGCAUCUCGCUGCAAAAUAUCAAACGAUCCACGUCUGGUCGCAGAAUCGAGGUGAUUAAUGUGCAAGUAAGUCCUGAGGAUACCCUGCAGGCAUUGGCUCUACGAUACAGAUGUACGAUAUCCGAGUUGAAGAGAAUUAAUAAAAUCGACAAGGAAAAUGAAAUAUACGCUAAGCCUUAUAUUAAGGUUCCUGUACAACCUUUUUCUCUUUUAACUGAAGCAUUAUCUGAAAAACAAGGUUAUACUGUCAUCUCAUCUGCACAAUGUGGUCAAGCAUCUGCGGAAAGUGACGAACAAUUGAUUGACUUAAGCACUGCGUCUAAAAGUACAGAAACUCCAGCUAAAGAAAUUAAUACUAUUAUAUUGAACUCGGUAUGUGAACCUUUGUCCUCCUACAACAGUGCCAAUUUAUCCGAAGUUUCCCACACAGAGCACGAUUACUUGCUUAGUGAUACGGAAACCACUGAAAUAGUAGAGCCUUGUGAAACAGACAUAUUUCAGUGUUCCGGAGACAAUUGGGGUUUGUCUUGGAAGCAGCUCCUUCUAUUUUCAUUGUUAUUAAGUUUUGCCGGACCCAUUAUAUAUAUACUCUACAUUGCUGAAUAUGCGGUUAAAACAAAUGUAACUGUGAGUGAUUGAUUGUAUUUUAUGUAGAGACAAAAGUUUGUUAUAAGAUAAGAAGAUAUAUUUUCAUGUAGAUAUAUAUAUAUAUAUAAAUUUGAAAAUUACAUAUAUGUAUGUGUGUAUACAUUAAGAAUCAAGUGCUGUGAUUGUUGAAGAAAUAAUCAUUAAGAAAGUCAUAUAUCUACAUGUAUUAUUACAAAUUCCAAAGACAAAUUACAAAUGAUUGCAUAUUUAUAUCAAAAAUAUAUUUUCUUAUCUUAUUUUUUUAUAUUAUAAUGGAAUAAUUUUUAUGUACAAGAGACUUUAGGUCCGCAUCUUUUUAUACAUUGUGAGUGAGAGUUUUUAUUAUAGAAAAGUAUAAUUUAUAUAUUAGAAGUAUAUAAUAUAGUUAUAUAUUUAUGUGGAGCAUAA